Molecule: messenger RNA, 473 nt
Organism: Rosa rugosa (rugosa rose)
Lineage: Eukaryota; Viridiplantae; Streptophyta; Magnoliopsida; Rosales; Rosaceae
Product: protein transport protein Sec61 subunit gamma
Exons: 3
Coding region: 90-299 (69 amino acids)
Biological process (GO): post-translational protein targeting to membrane, translocation; protein targeting
Cellular component (GO): membrane; Ssh1 translocon complex
Molecular function (GO): transmembrane protein transporter activity
Source: RefSeq, a predicted model, not a curated record
GACCAGUGUCCUAACGCGUCUAAACCACACUUCUUCUUCUUCUUCUUUUAUACAUUCUCAGAUCUUCUCUCAAUUCGCUCACACAGAAGAUGGACGCCAUAGACUCAGUCGUGGAUCCCCUCAGAGAGUUCUCCAAGGACUCCAUCCGACUCGUCAAGCGCUGCCACAAGCCCGAUCGCAAAGAAUUCUCCAAGGUGGCGCUCCGGACCGCGAUUGGAUUCGUGGUGAUGGGAUUCGUUGGGUUCUUCGUCAAGCUGAUCUUCAUUCCCAUCAACAACAUCAUCGUCGGAUCUGUUUAGGUCAUGCUGAAGAUCAAGUUUGAUAGAUGAUAGGUGCAGCAACUUGAGAGUUUGAAGAGGAGGCAUUAGUGUGUGCUUUUUAGUUCUCAUUUGGUUCCCUUUAAGAUAUGUUUACAGUACUUUUGUAAAACGAUGAAUCAUGAAGUUUCUAAUUUUUCACAAUUGAGACCUUAA